CUCCGUGUCACCGAGCCCAUCUCCUGGGGGAUGGGGUGGGCUGUGUUUUCUUGACGGAUUUUUGAGAGCCCCCAACCCCCGGCGGAGCGGAGGAUACCAUGGUCCCUCAGGGCUCCCGGGCUGAGCUGGAAUUCGGAGGACCCCUGGGGCGCCUGUGGGGGUCCGGGAGAGUUGGAGAGUGGACCCCCGACGCGGCUGCCCCCUUCCCCAGGCGCUGCGGCACUGCUGCUGCUGCUCCCCGCCACCAUGUUCCACCUGCUACUGGUAGCCCGCUCGGGCCCGGCGCGCCUCCUGGGCCCACCCCCUUACCUGCCGGAACUCGAGGAGCUGUGGAGCCCUUGGGCGCUGUUGCUGUGUCUCACCUGGCUCGGCCUGCAGGCGGCGCUCUACCUCUUGCCGGCGCGCAAAGUGGCCGAGGGGCAGGAACUGAAGGACAAGAGUCGACUGAGCUACCCCAUUAACGGUGCUUGGGGGCUGGGUCCUUGCGCGGAGUUGUGGGGAUGGGGUUGGAGCCCCAGGCCCGGUGGGGAGGUCUGUGGAGAUGAGACCGCGACCCCAAUUUCUAUUUUGUGCCUCUUUUACGCCCAGGACGUAGGGGGUUCCACUGGCUCCCUCCACACCCCUCCUCCCUCCACUCCCAGCAUUGCUGCCACUCUAUGCACCAGAGAAGUGGCUGGGGUGACCCUCCGAAAGCUAAAGUGUCUGACUAAUGGCUCGGGACAAGGCUUCCAGGCCCUGGUGCUGACAGCCAUGUUGGUGGGCCUGGGAGUGUUAGCCGGGCUGCCCCUGAGCGCGCUCCCGGAAAUGCUCCUGCCCUUGGCCUUUGCGGCCACCCUCAUCGCCUUCAUCUUCAGCCUCCUUCUCUAUCUGAAGGCUCUGGUAGCCCCUGCCUCUGCCCUGGCACCCGGGGGGAACUCAGGCAAUCCCAUUUACGACUUUUUCCUGGGACGGGAGCUCAACCCGCGCAUCUGUUCCUUUGACUUCAAAUAUUUCUGCGAACUGCGGCCUGGCCUCAUCGGCUGGGUCCUCAUCAACCUGGCCUUGCUGAUGCAAGAAGCAGAACUUCGGGGGAGUCCCUCACUGGCCAUGUGGCUGGUCAAUGGCUUCCAGCUACUAUAUGUGGGUGAUGCCCUUUGGCACGAGGAGGCGGUCCUCACCACCAUGGACAUCAUACAUGACGGGUUUGGCUUCAUGCUGGCCUUUGGGGACCUCGCCUGGGUACCCUUCACCUACAGCCUGCAGGCCCAGUUCCUGCUGUACCACCCAGAGCCCCUGGGGUUGCCCCUGGCCUUGGUCAUCUGCCUCAUCAAUGCUGUUGGUUACUACAUCUUCCGUGGAGCCAAUUCUCAGAAAAACACCUUCCGGAAGAAUCCUUCUGAUCCCAGAGUGGCUGACCUUGAGACCAUCUCUACAGCCACAGGGCGACGGCUGCUGGUGUCUGGGUGGUGGGGUAUGGUCCGCCAUCCCAACUACCUUGGAGACCUCAUCAUGGCUCUGGCCUGGUCCUUGCCCUGCGGGGUGUCCCACCUGUUGCCCUACUUCUACCUCCUUUACUUCACUGCGCUGUUGGUACACCGUGAGGCCCGGGAUGAGCAGCAGUGUCUGCGGAAGUAUGGCCUGGCCUGGCACGCAUACUGCCGGCGUGUGCCCUACCGAAUCGUGCCCUACAUCUACUGAAGCAGCUCCACGUGUCCCAGGUCGGGCCACGUGCCCACCCAGCUGCCAGCACACCCAGCACCAGGAGCCUGGACUCACCUGGCACUCAAGGGCCUGCACCCUACCCUGCUCUGAGCUCCGACAGGCAGGGGUGAACAGCCUGAUAGGUGGUUGGAGCAAAAGGGGAAAACGAAGACAAAAUGGAGUGGAGGGGCUGCUCUUCCUCCUUGGAUAAACAUCUGGAAUGCCUGGU
Molecule: messenger RNA, 1909 nt
Organism: Orcinus orca (killer whale)
Lineage: Eukaryota; Metazoa; Chordata; Mammalia; Artiodactyla; Delphinidae
Gene: TM7SF2
Product: transmembrane 7 superfamily member 2
Exons: 10
Coding region: 247-1677 (476 amino acids)
Biological process (GO): sterol biosynthetic process
Cellular component (GO): nuclear inner membrane; endoplasmic reticulum membrane
Molecular function (GO): oxidoreductase activity, acting on the CH-CH group of donors, NAD or NADP as acceptor
Source: RefSeq, a predicted model, not a curated record